AUGGCCAGAAAAACGUUUAAAACAAUAGAGUCCAACGUAGAUGCCGGCACACACGACGACCGUCUUUAUAACAAGGCUUUUGAAGGCUGGAGAGCCAGUCUAAGAGGUCUUUUAAUACCUCUUAUUCGUCACGAAACACUCAUCUUGGCUUCUUUACAAAAAAAUAUACGUACACCUGGAUUAGAUCAGUAUUUUGUAUGGACAGCCAACUUGGGCACACAUACUUUUUUCAUGGUAUUUUUACCUAUUUUAAUCUGGUUUGGCAAUGUAGAAUUAGGCAGAAAUGUUGCUUUCCUGACAGCGUCCGGUGUAUUUUGGUCGGGAUUUGUCAAGGACUUCCUCUGUCUGCCUCGACCUCUCUCUCCACCUGUUCAUCGAUUGACCAUGUCACCUUCUGUGGCACUAGAAUAUGGGUUUCCUUCUACACAUUCAACCAAUUCAAUCUCAGUGGCUCUUUUUCUCAUCUCGAUUGCAUGUGAAAAACUUUCCCCUGAAUCACCCGCCCGAUUGAUCACUGUCAUUGCCUGUACUUUUUAUGCUGUCAGCGUUGUGUUUGGUCGUAUUUAUUGUGGCAUGCAUACCAUCACAGACUGUAUUGGUGGUUCCAUUUUAGCUUACAUUGUGUACUGGUUUCAAUGGACAUUUAAAGAACAAUUUGAUGCUUUGUUUACAAAUGAUUCUUAUUGGAUCUUUUUAGGUAUUCCCAUCUGCUUAAUGCUUGUUUCUAUUCAUGUAUGCUUUAUGGGUGUCUUGAUUGGAUUAAUGCCAGGUAGUUGGUUGUGUAACCGAACAAAUGCUUGUUACACUGGCUUGUCUUCUUCUGUCCUUUCAACACAAAUGGGCUUUGUUGCUGCUCUUGUGUUGUUACUCAAACUAGUGGUAGGUGUUGCAUGUUUGUUUUUAUGGCGCAUUGCGUGUAAAAAAGUCUGCUAUUCUAUCCUGCCACCUAUCUAUCGUGUCUUUAACCUUCCCCACCGUAAAUUCGAAAUCGGUGCUAGGUAA
Molecule: messenger RNA, 1002 nt
Organism: Gilbertella persicaria
Lineage: Eukaryota; Fungi; Mucoromycota; Mucoromycetes; Mucorales; Choanephoraceae
Product: PAP2 superfamily-domain-containing protein
Exons: 7
Coding region: 1-1002 (333 amino acids)
Cellular component (GO): endoplasmic reticulum membrane
Molecular function (GO): sphingosine-1-phosphate phosphatase activity
Source: RefSeq, a predicted model, not a curated record